This is a messenger RNA of Centruroides sculpturatus (bark scorpion), 1464 nucleotides long. Its product is annotated as bone morphogenetic protein 7-like. Lineage: Eukaryota; Metazoa; Arthropoda; Arachnida; Scorpiones; Buthidae. Gene Ontology annotation, molecular function: cytokine activity; growth factor activity. Gene Ontology annotation, cellular component: extracellular region. The transcript is spliced from 6 exons. Gene Ontology annotation, biological process: SMAD protein signal transduction. The coding region runs from base 145 to 1392 and encodes 415 amino acids. The record is from RefSeq and is a predicted model, not a curated record.
ACGUCGGGACGAGAGGAGACAGUCGACACGCGACUCCAUUUAAAUACGGAGAAAACAUGCGAAUAAUGCCAGUUUGUUUACAAAAGCCACGCCGCCAUGUUACGAGUGUUGCGGCGAAAGUAAGCCCCGGAGGCAGAGGUCGGAAUGCGGGUCAAGUCAGUGCCAAACAAGAUGGCGUCGCGACUAGUGAAGUGGACAGUUAUCGUCCAGUGCUUGUGCGUGGUGGCUAGCCAAAUAUAUAUCGAUAACGGCAUCGAUCAGACCGUCGUUUUUAGGCAGUUGCGGGUUAAAGAAGAAGACGAAAUGCAACAGGAGCUGUUACAUUUACUAGGACUGGAUCAUCCUCCCCAACCCAAAGAUCACACGAUACAAAGAUCUGCGCCUCAGUAUCUACUCGAUCUGUACAGAACGUUUGUCGAUUUCGAAACGGGUGACAUCAAGAUGGACCCGAACAAUUCUACUCUGGGACGCGACAGCAUACGUGCCAUUAACAUGUCGGACGUCAUCAUGAGUUUCGUUAAUAGAAUCGAUCACCACGCUCCUCAUCUACGACACGAUCGAGAUCGCAGGUUUUGGUUCGACGUGACCGACGUUAAAGCCGACGAAGAAAUCAUGGCUGCAGAAUUUAGAUUAUACAGAGAUUUAACAUCUUCCGAAUUACCAUUAAAUAGUACUUACACGUUAACGUUAUAUCUGCUGACAGACGAGCCAGAAAAUAAAGGCUUAAAAUAUAUCGAAACAAUUACAGUGCAGGCGAAUCAGGAAGGAUGGAUGAGUUUUAAUGUGACCGAAGCUAUCGUCACGUGGAUCGCAUUUCCGGCCAAAAAUCUAGGACUUUAUUUGCAGAUACGGAUGGAAGGAUUGUCUAGAAAUGUCGAUCCGGGAGAAAUUGGAAUCGUCGGCAGAAAAGGAGCCAACGAAAGGCAACCGUUUAUGGUGGCAUUUCUUCAGUCGCCCAGAGAUUUGCACGUUCGUCACACGAGGUCUACUUCGAAGAAGAAAGCUAAUUUCGACCGAACUUCUUACGAUUACGAUAAAAACUGGUUAACCAUAAAGAACAGACGAGAUAUUAUCAAAAAAAGUUGUCAACGCUUAGCAUUUUAUGUUAGUUUCCAACAGCUGAAGUGGCAGGAAUGGAUUAUAGCGCCAGACGGAUACGCCGCCUUUUAUUGCUACGGAGAAUGCUCCUUUCCUCUCAAUGCUCACAUGAAUGCUACCAAUCACGCCAUAGUGCAGACUCUAGUGCAUUUGAUGGAUCCCAACGACGUUCCUAAGCCUUCUUGUGCUCCGACUCACUUAUCGGCCGUCCAAGUCUUGUAUUUUGACGAUAAUUCCAACGUUGUCCUCAAAAAAUAUCGAAAUAUGGUGGUGCAAUCUUGUGGAUGUCACUGAAUAUCAAAUAUUUAAUGAAUUUUUUGCCAACUUCAGAACAUGCAUUUGAUAUUUUUAAUGUCGUGAAUGAUA